Molecule: messenger RNA, 1669 nt
Organism: Microcebus murinus (gray mouse lemur)
Lineage: Eukaryota; Metazoa; Chordata; Mammalia; Primates; Cheirogaleidae
Source: RefSeq, a predicted model, not a curated record
GGUUCUGAUUUAUGACCUCAAGGAAGAGAGUGAUCAUUUACUUUUCCACUAGCCUCUGAUCAGCCACCUUUAAGCCGUCAAGAUGCCUAUGUCUUCUCUUCCAGCAGCUAUUUUGUCUCACAUGAUAGCUAUUAACAAUGUGCCUCCUCCUCCGAUCCGCAAUAUACCAAACUUGAAAAUAUCUAAGCACAUUAAUUACAGUCACUUGAAUGCACUAUGCUAUAUUAGAGGACUACAACGGCGUGGGAGUAUUUACGAUACCUUACCGGCUCACGAGGUAUUUAUGAAGCAAUAUCCUAAAAUAUUUCUGCGCAAAAAAACCAGACUGCCUAAACUUUUCAAAGAGGAGGAACAAAGAAAAGCCGAUAAAGACACAGAAGAAAGUCUAAGCCAAGAACCUGGUGAAUCUCACAAUAUAGCUGACCAUCUUAAAAAAGCACAUGGUGGCCUUACUUUAGAUGAACGGAAACAAUUCAUGGAGAAUCUGGUAGCGUUCCUAGCUAUCAUAAAAAAAUUGCCUAUUCACAGGACGCCACAUGAACAUAAAACUGUGCUGAAGAUGCUGAAAACAAUUCCAGAUUUAACCUCUCAGCUAAGCUAUGAGCAUCUGAAAACACUUAGUAAGAAUGUCAUUUCUGAAACCUGGGUGAAAGGCAGCACAGUGAUUGCAAAUGAUGGAUUUUAUAUAAUACUGAAAGGCUCAGCUCAAAUUCAAAUAAAUGUGCAGAAAAAUAUGCUUGAAGAAGAUGACUCAACAACCUCUUUGAUAUCUCAGAAUUUCUAUAACACUAAUUUUAAAGAAGACUUGAGAAACUCUGUACGUGCUGAAAUGAACCUACCUUUACCUGGCUUAAUGCUUAAAAGAUGGAGCACCUUUGGAUCCCUGGAAAUUAAACCCGCGAUUGAAGCGCAGGAGUUCUCAGUGCUGACAUUAGAUGAUUGUGAAAUGAUUAAAAUCCCUGCAAAUGAUUAUAAAAAAUUAAAAUCGGAAAAAAGAAAACUUGAAAAUAUACGAAAGUUGAAAUUAAUUCGUAAGUGUCCUUUUUAUGAGGAAUGGCCUACUUUAUCCAUAUAUGAGCUAACUGCUCUCAUUAAAUGGAAAAAAUUUCCUCCAGGUCAUGUGAUAGUGGAAAGUGGAAAUGUAAUUUCUUUUGUGGGUUAUGUUAAUUCUGGAUAUUGUAACAUUUAUAGAACUAUUAUAGGAUUUAUGAAACUACAACCAAAAAAAGUGAAAAAACGUCAAAAAUGUGUUUAUAUGGGUGAACUUAAAGAGAGAGAGUCCUUUGGUGAGAUUAGUGUUCUUCUUCAAGUUCCUUUCACAUGCACAAUCAUUGCUGGAAAAGAAGUUGAAUUGGCAAUUAUUGAAGAUAAAGACAUACUUGAACUAGACCCAGUGACCAAGCAACUUAUGCUCCAAACAGCUAAACCAACUUUUGGCCAUCUGACAGAUGAGGAGGUCAAAACUAAAUAUUUGCAAAAGGAACAACAAAAGGAAUGGAAACAAUUCAAGGAUAAGACAGUAAGAAAGUCCCUGUAUUAUAAUGGCAUUAUUCCAGGCAUUGGAAAAUGGCAGCAUCACUGGACCAGCAUUCCCAGGAACCUCAAGGAUUCUCUAGUUGAAUAUUAUUAAAGUUACCAGCUCAAAAGAAGCUGGGAAUUUCAGCAUGGA